Messenger RNA from Scatophagus argus, 2016 nucleotides. RefSeq names its product transmembrane protein 174 (gene tmem174). Lineage: Eukaryota; Metazoa; Chordata; Actinopteri; Scatophagidae. Bases 75 to 836 code for a protein of 253 amino acids. The record is from RefSeq and is a predicted model, not a curated record. The transcript is spliced from 2 exons.
UUCUUGGUAUUCACCUGCAAGAGGCAGAGGAGCUCACUUUGAGGAUCUACACACAUGUGAUACCCAGGGGACUCAUGGACCAACUAGGACCACAAGGUUUCCAGACUAACAUGGUGGUGCAAAGGCCUGUAAUGGAGUCCAACAGAGCGAGAAAUCCUACAGCAACCCUCAGUGGGCCACCUCAUGACCCGACUCAGAUGGCUACACUGGUUUGGUGUCCUGAUCAGUCACACAAGUUUCUGGAUGGCAAGAAGACUGGAGCCACCCUGAUGCUCUGUGGAGUGCUCCUAAUCCUUGUGGGUGUCAUUUUCACUGCUCUGGGCUGGCAGCACUACCUAGCUAAUCUCACCUUUGAGGGGACCCAGCUCCUGGGCCCCAUCCUGAUCUCUGUGGGAGGCACUUUCACGUUUACCAGUAUCUGCAAAUUUGGGACCAUCUCCUGCAGACACUGGGAUGAAGAAGUGCCCGUGGUGGAGCAACCCUCAACGGGUUAUUCUUCUACGUCAAAUCAGGCAGUCACGUUACGUGGUGCCACAACUACGCUGCGUAUUCCACCUAUGUAUGACUCUGCGAACCAGGUUGUGUGCCAGGCCGUUGAGUUCCAGCCUGGCAGGUCUGUGAGUGGCAUCCUUGCAGCCGUUCCUCCAUACAGCUCUGUGUACUGUGUGGAUAACGCAGCUUUCACAGCAAAGGAAGAACACAGCUCAGCUCACAGAAGCAGGGCUGAGAGGACAGGGGACGAGAAAGGAGGUGAUGAUGACAGCAGCUCUACCUGUUCACGUCCACCUGCGUACGAGGACAUCUACCCUUCCCUCAGCAGAAACAAUCUGACAUGAACGCCUACUGGGAUCUGCCAGUUUCCCAUCUUUCUUAGUGGACAGUCUUCCUCUUUUGUGCUGAGAGGCUCGAGGAUGAUGUGUCCCAGUGAUCUGAUAAGAUGUCCCGCAGAACAAAGCUUGAAAUGUUCCUGGUAUUUUACUCCACAGCAACACAGGAGCAGCUUAUGUUUCACUCUCCUCUCCAGCUGUUAUCAUGUAGUUACCACAAUAAUUAUGUAUUAAGUCAUAAAAUCCACUAAGAGGAGGCUCCCUGGAAGAAACCCUCAUUAAAAUGGAGAUUUAUGGACAAACUCAGCUCUAUCUGAGGGUUCUAAGGUUUUGGAAACUUAGAGAUACUAAAUUUAUAUUCAGCAUAAAAAGACACACAUUUAUCCAGUGCUUGUUGUCUCUCAAUAGCUGCACAAACCACUGUACAUGCCCAUUAAAUGUUGGCAGAGGAAAUGCAGACAGCUGCUAUUGCCCGAAACAAACAAUUUACCAGAGAUACUUUGAUUUUUUUUCUCUUUUAUGGUGGGGGAAAAUUAACAUCAAAAGAGGGGAAAAAAAGUCAUAAUGGCCAUUUAACAUUUAGUUGUAACUGUUCACAUACUGGCAGCAUUUCUCAUAUGUGUGUGUGGUGUUCAAAGAGGCCAUGAAAGUCAGAGGAUGAUCACCUCAACACAAGCAAACAACACGAGUUUAGACCGGCAAUGAACACACCGUACUGCUGCUGCUAUUACUGCACUCAAGUCCACUUUUGCAGUACAUGUACUUUACUUGAGUAUUUUUACUCUACUUCAUUUAUUUGAUUUUGAUUCCCCCCCUUUCAGAUUAAUAACGCAACAUAUACUCAACAAAUUCAAGAUGAUGUAUUUUAAGUUGUAGUUUACUGAUCCUGGAGCUGCAACAUUAAAGUGAUUUACACAUUAAUGCAUCAAUAUUCAGAAUCCCUUUAUAUAUACUGUUCUGCAUAAUGAGUACUUUUACUUUUGACACGUUAAUGCUUAUGUGUGUUGAAUGCAGGACUUUCAUUCGCAGCUUGAGUAUUUGUAUACCGUGGUAUUGUUUUCCUGCAGAGUCACUCAGCUUCAUGUGGUUUGCUGAGGAGUUUACUGCUGCUUGUGUUUGCACGAUAAACUAAAGUGUCUCUGCACCACACGGGGGCAGAAACACUGAGGAAAUUAAUACACCUUCACUC